Anastrepha obliqua is the source of this 4378-nucleotide messenger RNA. RefSeq names its product cell division cycle and apoptosis regulator protein 1-like. NCBI's taxonomy places the organism in Eukaryota, Metazoa, Arthropoda, Insecta, Diptera, Tephritidae. Gene Ontology annotation, biological process: regulation of DNA-templated transcription. The record is from RefSeq and is a predicted model, not a curated record. The transcript has 12 exons. The coding region runs from base 106 to 4146 and encodes 1346 amino acids. Gene Ontology annotation, cellular component: nucleus.
GACAACUAAAUUUUUCAGCAUUACUUCAAAGUGUGUAAUCGUGAAAUUUCUUUCUUAGAAAAAGCCGACUUUUUGUGCAUAUAAUAAUUUUGUGUGACAAAAAGUAUGUCAUUUGGUGGACAGCAAAAUCAGCCUUGGCAGCGUAAAGGCGGAUUCUAUCAGGACGCUGGACAGGGCGGAAUGUUUAUGCAGCAACAUGCGGCUUCUCAAUCUGCGUUUGGCCAUUCGGCCAUUUUUUCGCAAAGUGGCGCCGCACCCUCCGUAUCUUAUCCCCAGCAACGGUCGAAUACAUUGAAUCCCGUUGCUUUUCAACAACCCAAUAAUGGUGGCCAAACAAUGACCAAUUCAAUAGGCACCGUAACUAAAAUCAAUAAUGAUUGUGGGCUUAUAAACGAUGAAGUCUUCUUCUACCGCAAUGCAUGUAAGGGCGUAAUCCCGAAGUUGGGUGACCGCGUCGUGUUCGAAGCUACUUAUUCUACAACUGGACAAUUCAAAUGGAAUGCAACAUUGAUUCAGCUAAUGGGGAGCACAAUGACUCAUCAAACGCAACAUUUACCGUCGCUAAUGGGGAAUAGUGGCAGAGCCGGUAGUGGCUAUAAUGCAGUCCCGCCUCCGAACGAAUAUCAACUUGCGCAAAUGCAACAACGCCGUCGUUCACCAAGGCAUUCAUCGCCCAUGCGUGGAGAUCGUUCGAAUGUGCGAAAUGAUCGUGAAAGAGAUCGACGCGGUCGUAAUCCACUUUCACGGGAACGAGAAGAUGAUGAAAGAGAUCGCAAACGUCGGCGGGCGGAUAGUGACCGUAGCCGCGAGCGCGCUAUAUCAUCCAUAGGGCGGGGACAUGAAAGAGAUCGUGCUCGCCCUGAAGGAAAGCCUGAUACCGCUUUGGAACGCAGAGAGCGUGAUCGGGAGCGUGAGCGUGAACGGGAAAAAGAACGCGAACGUGACAGAGAACGUGAGCGUGAGAGAGAACGCGAUAAAGAACGUGGAGAACGUGCCGAACGCAGUCCUUAUCGUCCGCCGGUCAAAGGUCGACGCACCCGUGCAAUUCGACGAUAUAUGAUUCAAAUACCUAAAAAUAUUUUGGCUUACAAAUCAGCUGAUUUACAAGAGUUACGUCAACGUUAUUCAACACUAUAUAUUCCAUCGGACUUUUUUCACGCCAACAUUUUGUGGCCUAAAGUUUUCACACCGGAAAAUGCUUUUUCACUACGUCGCCCUUGUCGGUUUCAUAUAAUGCAUCGCAUAGUGGAUUCUCCAUUUGAACAAAACAAUGACGUUCUAGAACCUUCAGAUGCAGAUUACUUGUAUUCUGCUAAAGUGAUGCUUCUAGCUUGUCCCCCAAUUACUGAACUUUAUCAAAAAUGCUUCGAAGAAGAUGACAAUGACAACGAACAGAAUGCAGUACAUCCAUCUCGAUUAAUUAGUUUUCUCGUAGGUACUAGGGGGAGAAAUGAGCCUAUGGCCAUUGGUGGCCCCUGGAGUCCAUCGCUCGAUGGUGAAAAUCCUGACAAGGACCCUGCCGUAUUAAUACGUACGGCUAUACGCACAUGCAAAGCAUUAACUGGAAUCGAUUUAUCACAAUGCACCCAAUGGUACCGCUUUGUGGAGCUUCACUAUCAUCGUCAAGAUCACAAGAAGAAGGACGCACAACCGCGUAUUGAAACUGUUGUUAUAUAUUUGCCUGAUGUUCAUUCUUGUAUGCCGAAUUCAACUCAAUGGCAAGAACUUACUCAAGUCUACAAGAAUGCGGUUGAAGGUGUAAUCGCUCGUAAAAAUGCUGCUGCAAAGGCAGCUGCUGCAAACACCGCCGCCGUUGAUGCUGAAAUGGCCGCUUCCUCGCCUACCGCUGCUGACGGUGAUGCUGCCGAUACUUCGGCCACCGAUGCUACAAAAGAAGAACCGGAUAAAACCACUGGAGAUGAAAGUGUAACAACCAAUAACGAGAGUGGCGCGGAAACCACAUCUAACGGAGUAGGCGAAAAUGCUGCUGAUAGGGAGGCUGAAGACGGAGCUGACACUUCUAUGGAAGUUAUUACUAUAGAGGAGGUAGAAAUAAGCGCUGAUGGUGACAACAAUGAUGAUCAAAAGGAUGACCAAACGGAAGCUACACAUUAUUCUAAAUUGGAUUUGAAGUCGAUGAAGGUGCAGGAAAUACGCGAUGAGUUAGCUGCACGCGACCUCAAUGCGAAAGGUGCCCGCAAUAUCAUAAUGGCUCGCUUGGCAAAGGCAUUAAACACUGAAAAGGCGGAAGAUAAGGAAACGAAGAAGACAGAGCCAAAGACCAAACAGGCCAAAAAUCAACCCAAGCCCGUUAAAAAGCCAGAAACAGUUACCAAGAAAACGGAUUCAAAAAGUGAAGAAACCGCAGAAGCCGAAGAAAACGAUAAACCUAAGGAAGAAGAGCAGGAAGACCAAGAAGAAUGGAAUGAUGUCAUUGACGUUGAUAUGAGUGACAUUGUCAUACUUGAUGAGUAUGAUUCAAGUAAAAACCCAGAGGAAACACCAAAAGAGUUGAAUGAAAAGGAGAAAAAUCAAUUGAUUCGCCGUUACAAAUUACCAACUAAAGAGCACAUUGUGGUACAUCCAAAUAAAACCGCCAAAGGUGGCAAAUUCGAUUGUUCAAUUAUGUCCUUAUCCGUGCUGUUGGAUUACGGGCCUGCUGAUACAAAGGAACGCUUCUUUGAGGUGUCUAUUUUUGCUGAAUUAUUCAACGAGAUGUUAAUGCGUGACUUCGCCUUCAAUAUCUACAAAGAGAUGUACCUUUAUAAAGAAGAAAACAAUGCUUCCAAAGAUGCUGCAAAGGAUAAGAAAGAGGGCGACACUAAUGGCGAAGGUAAAACAGAUGCUGAAACCAUGGAGGUCGAUGAAGAGUCAAAAGCUUCUACGGACACAAAAACAAAUGCUGAUAGCGCCGGCGACAAAACUAUAUCGGAGCGUAGAGCUUCAAAACGUAGUGUUGAUGUAGAAGCAGACACAGAAACGCCAUCUAAGAAUGCAAACGAGCGCAAGCAAAAGUCGGCUACCGGCAAGGAUAAGGAAAAGGAGAAAGAGAAAGAACACGUUUCAGACCGAAAAAUGAUUGUCGUGAAGCCACAACUUUUGCUAUCAUUUAUUUAUUUUGACACUACACAUUGUGGUUACAUAUUUGAAAAGGAUUUGGAAGAUUUGUUCACUGUGCUGGGUUUGAAUUUAUCACGUGGCCAAAUUCGCAAAGUGCUGGGUAAACUUUCCAUCCGACAAGCGUUUUACUACCGAAAACUUACUGAUAAGGAAGAAUCAGUUGAGGCACCUCCUAAAAUUGAGGACGCAGACGAUAUACCCAGUGAGGAGUUAAAUAAAAUUGCGUUGGGAAACAACGUUUACAUCCCGAAUGAAAAUGAGCUGAGUGGUGGCGGCGGAGUUGUGGAAAGAGCGACCUCUUCCAAAACCGAUGCAAAUGAUAGUGAUGGUCUAGUCAACUAUAAAGGAAUUGUUAUCCAUGUUGGCAAAUUAUUGGAACAAAUCAAACGCACCGAAAAGAACUACGGAGACUUAGAAAAGUUGUACAAUGACCUUCGGAAGCAGCACACGGAAUUGCACAGAGAUCAUACCAAGGCUAAUACUAAAAGCAAAGAUUUACAAUCCGAGGUGAAAACCUUGAGCCGAAAACUAUCUGAUGCAAAUCAAGAUUUAUUUGCCCUUAAUCGUAAAUAUAGAGAUCAGCAUAAUACACUCUCAACUAUUUACAACCGUGUAGCGCCAUAUUUCAACCGUGAAAAAGACAAAGAUCAUAAAUCGGAUAAGGAUGCAGAUAAGGAUAAGGAUAAAGAUAAAGAUAAGGAUGCAAAAGAUAAACCUAAAGAAGCUGCUAAGUCCAGCAAAGAUAAGGAGAAAGAGAAAGAUAAGGACAAAGAAAAGGAGAAGACGAAGGAAAAGGAAAAAGAAAAAAACAAAGAUAAAGAGAAGACAAAGGAAACUGGCAAAGAUGUUGAAAAGAGCAGUGGAGACAAAGGCGCCAAGGAUAAAAAUGAGGAAAGCAAAGCAAUUGUCAUAAAAGAGGAAAGCAAAGAAACUGUCAUAAAAGAGGAAGAAUUUCUAGCCGAAGAGGAUGAGGCAGAUGGAGACGAAGAAGAAGAGGAAGAAGUAGAAGAAACCAAUGAAGACUAAAAAUGCAUUUAUUUCAAGAGUUAAGCAGGAGGAUGAUAAGAAUAUAUAUGUAUGGAAUGUUACACCAAUUUUUACUAAAGCCUUUAUACGGCAGCGAAAAUACUUCUAAGCACAUCAUAUGAUGUCAAUAUCUUCUUCAGUAUACACUGUAACGCAUAUUCACUGUAAUAAUAUUGAAUGAAUUUGCAAAAGUACAUUUCAAAUAAAGAGUUACAUUGGUUUGAUAACAGUA